CCCAGCCACCAUGGUCCACGUGAGGGCGUCCGAAGUCCGGCAGCUGCGGCACAACAAGUUCGUGGUCGUCAUGGGGGACUCGGUGCAGAGGGCCGUGUACAAGGACCUGGUGCUCCUGCUGCAGAAGGACUGCCUGCUCUCAAGCAGUCCCCUGAAGGCCAAGGGCGAGAUGAGCUUCGAGCAGGACAGGCUGCUGCACGGCGGCGGGUGGGGCCGUAUGCACAACGGGACCCACUACCGCGAAGUCCGCGAGUUCUGCUCCACACACCACCUUGUGCGCCUCUACUUCCUCACACGCGCCUACUCCCGGUACGUGGAGAAAGUCCUGCUGGAGCUGCUGAGGGGCGAGCACGGCCCAGACGUGGUCAUCAUGAACUCCUGCCUCUGUGACCUGUCCAGGUAUGGCCAGGAUUCCAUGUGGAGCUACAGGAGGAACCUGGAGACCCUGUUCUGGUGCCUUCGCUAGGUCCUGCCCGAGUCCUCUCUCGUGGUGUGGAACACUGCCAUGCCAGUGGCUGAGACGGUCUCGGGGGGUUUCCUCCCGCCUGAGGGCAUGCCCCCGACCUCGUGCCUGCGGGAUGAUGUGGUGGAGGCCAACUUCUACAGCGCCGCUGAGGCCAGCAGGCUCCGCUUCGACGUGCUGGACUUGAAUUUCCACUUCCGGCACUGGCAGCACAGGCAGGCAGAUGGCGUGCACUGGAACCAACACGCUCAUCGAAGGCUCUCGCAGCUGCUGCUGGCCCACCUGGGCGACAUCUCGGGCGUGGACCUGCCCUGCGACAACCCGGUUCCCAGGUGCUUCCGGCGGCACCGCCAUGGCUCCAGUUUGCCCUGGAACCAAUCCCUGCAGCGCCAGCCAUGCUCUGGCGACCCCUCUGCACUGCACACUAGGUAUGGCAAGGAAGCAAACCUGACAGCUGGCCGGCUGCCCCGCAACGCCGGAAUACAUACGGCCUCUGAUAAGCACCAGCGCCGCGUGGUUCACCGGGCUUCUCCGCCUUACCCUCCAGGUACGCCCCGCAGAGCCACAGAGGUGCAGGGGGACGGACCGCAGCCACCAGCAUGCAGGUCUGGAACACCUCCAGCCACCCCUCCACCCCUCUCAGCAAGGACAAGCCUUACUCGCUGCGAGUUGGGGAAAGGAACAGAUAUCAGACGUGCACACUCACGGUUGUCUCCUCCUUGCCUUGAUGCACAAACUAACCGCGAAUUAAAAAAGUGCGUUCAGAAACACAGUGUCUGUCUCUGCGAAGGCCUUGUGGGGCUGCGCCCUGGCAGUGUGUCCAUAAUGGAUCAGUGUAGCCUGUCACUCCCAUUAUGUUCUGGGUGCCUUUCGGGGCAAGGAGCAGGGCGCCCAGACGCCUCCUCGGGGGCUUCUGCUGCUUUCAGGGCCAAAGAGGCAAUCAGGCGAAAUCCAUUCCUUCCAAUUACCAGUAGUUUCUGUAGAAGAGUUAUUUGUUCAGAAAAGCCCCGAGGUUGA
This is a messenger RNA of Loxodonta africana (African savanna elephant), 1480 nucleotides long. RefSeq names its product PC-esterase domain-containing protein 1B-like. The record is from RefSeq and is a predicted model, not a curated record. NCBI's taxonomy places the organism in Eukaryota, Metazoa, Chordata, Mammalia, Proboscidea, Elephantidae.